AUGGCGAAUGGAAGUGCACCUGAAGAGACAAGCACUGAAAUGGAACUUCAACUCAAGCUGUAUUUCCAGUCUUUUAGGAUUGGAUUGGUAGGGAAAAGCAAGCUAGGCUUUGUAGAUGGACGAUUUCCUAAGUCCAUGUUUGAACCAAUUCUGUUUGAUCAGUGGGAAAAAUGCAAUGUUGUAGUAUUAAGCUGGAUUAUGAAUGUUGUACAACCAGGACUCUUAAGCUCUGUAGUGUAUGCUUCAGAUGCACAAAAAGUGUGUCUAGAUCUGAGAGGGAGGUUUGAUACAGUAAAUGGAUCUAGGAUUUUUCAUUUGCUUAGAGAGAUUCACACACUGGUGCAGGGAACUAUGUCUAUUGCUGACUAUCAUUCUAGGCUAAGAGAUCUGUGGGACGAGUACGAUGUUUUUAUGCCUUGUCCUAGUUGUCCAUGUCCAAAGUCAAAGAAAUUUGGUAAACACUGUGACUAUCAAAGGCUCUUACAGUUCCUUAUGGGACUAAAUGAGUCCUACUCAAGUCCUAGAAGCCAGAUUCUCAUGAUGAGUCCAAUGCCAACACUUAACAAGGCUUAUGCCCUUAUUAUUGACCAAGAGAGUCAGAGAAAUCUAGUUAGUUCUGCUUCUAAUAGCUCAGGGGUGAUAGAAGGAGCAUCAAUGUAUACUCAUACUCAUAGAAGCAAUACCUACAGUGGUGGAGCAGGUACAUCUAAAAACUCCUUUCCAAGUGGAGCAGGUGGUUCAUACUCAGGAGGAUCUGGUGGUGGAUAUAGCAGUGGUGCUAAUUUCAAAUCUAAAAGGAAGCCAAAUGUGUAUGUUAAUCAAGCUACUGUUUCAGAAGAGUGUGGAAAUGACUUAUGUCAAUCAGGAGUUGGUGCAGGAUCAACUAGUGGUGCAUUCUUCACUUCAGAUCAAUAUCAGCAAAUAUUACACCUACUCACAAAGUUUAGAGGAAACAAGGUAGGAGAGUCUUCUGCAAACAUUGUCACUGUUGCAAAUGCAGACCUCUCCACUGGUCAGGUGAAGGGGAUUGGUAAAGAAGAGCAUGGACUCUACACCCUUCAUGAAGAAUCAAGUCACAAGUCUAGUUCACAGAAGUUAGUUCACACUACUAGUGUAUCUCAUGUAUCUGAUCAGUCUGUUUCUAGUGAUGUUUGUCAUAGGAGAUUAGGACAUGCUUCUAUUGAUGUAAUGAGGCAUGAGUCUCUCAAAUCCCUAAACUUCACAGAUUGUUCUUAUUGCACUGUGUGCCCUGUAGCUAAACAAUCUAAACUUCCAUUCCCUUUAAGUGUUCAUAACACUACUGUUGUAUUUGAAUUGAUUCAUUGUGAUCUGUGGGGACCUUAUAAAGUUCCUACUCACAAUGGAAAGAAGUCUGAUAAUGGUUGUGAGUUCCUCAGCACUGAGUUUCAAACUCUAUUGAGUAACAUGGGCAUUCUACAUCAGAUUACUUGUGUGUAUACCCCACAGCAAAAUGGGGUUACUGAAAGAAAGCACAGAACCAUUCUUGAUAUGGCCAGAGCUUUAAGAUUUCAAGCCUCUAUCCCUUUGAGAUUCUGGGGGGAGUGUGUUCUCACUGCUGUUUAUAUUUUAAACAGAAUCCCUACAAAAUUACUAGGCUACAAAUCCUCCUUUGAAAAAUUGUACAGGGAUCCUCCAGCCUUGUCUCAUCUCAAGGUGUUUGGUUGUUUGUGUUAUGCUGCAAGUCCUCAGAAACCUGAUAAGUUUUCUGCAAGAGUUGUUCCUGCUGUGUUUAUGGGAUACUCCUCCACACAAAAGGGCUAUAUUCUUUAUGAUAUUCAUGCCAAAAUGUUCUCUGUAAAUAGGCAUGUGGUGUUUUAA
This is a messenger RNA of Solanum stenotomum, 1839 nucleotides long. RefSeq lists its product as uncharacterized. The transcript has 5 exons. Gene Ontology annotation, biological process: DNA integration. Lineage: Eukaryota; Viridiplantae; Streptophyta; Magnoliopsida; Solanales; Solanaceae. Bases 1 to 1839 code for a protein of 612 amino acids. Gene Ontology annotation, molecular function: nucleic acid binding. The record is from RefSeq and is a predicted model, not a curated record.